ACAACAUAACUGUGAAUUCGAUUAAGUAAAAAAAAAAUUAAAAAAUCGAGCAACUCGAUUUCUCGGCUUGUCGUCUGGGCCAUAAACUACAAAUUCGAAAACACACAUCGGCACCCUCAAAACGACGGCAUCAUCGUUACAGUUUUAUUAUUUCGCCGCCGCCGCCACCGCUGCGGCCGACGUCGACGACGACGACGACGACGAUUUCGGUCGGCCCUAAAGCGCGAGCGACAAGCUCGGUCUCGGCGCAGUGCGCUCUCGGGCCGCGCGAGUCACGCUCGUUUUCAUACUCGUCCCGGUGCGAGCGGAGCACAUCGCGUUCGGUGACGGUUUCGCGCCUAACCACACACGCGGCGGUCACAUCGUGUGGUCUCACUGGUCUCGCGCGAGUCAUGACGCGUAGCGGUGAUGGCGGUGGCUCGGGGUCCACGGCCGAUUAGAUGCGUAUACUUACCCGUCCCGAUAUAUAUAGUAUAUUGACGCGUAAGAGUGUGUUACGGUGCCCACUCGUGUAUGUGUGUAAAAUAGUAUGCGGCGAUUUCGUUUUUGGUGGCGACAGCGGUGACGGAGGCGACGGCGGAAACGACGAAAAAUAUUAUUAUUGUAUAAUAUAGGCACACGUGUGUUGACGAUUUUCCGGAAUAGCGACUCUAUACACCGAGUAACAAAUUCUUACGUGGCGUAUAUAUAUAAAGAGAGUGAAAGAUGAACUGGACGACAAUGGUUGCGUUGGUAAACGGUACGGCUGACUACGAGGACCCGAUGGGCACGGAGGAGGCGGUCCCCUGCCGGUCAACCUUCAGCGACCGGUUCCCGCUGUCAGCGGUGCUGAUGGUGUUCUGCAUGGUUACCGUGUUCGGCAACUGUCUGGUCAUCAUUGCUGUGGUCAGGGAGCGGUAUCUGCACACGGCGACCAACUACUUCAUCACGUCUCUGGCUUUCGCUGACUUCCUGGUCGGGCUGGUGGUGAUGCCGGUGAGCGCCGUGCAGGAAGUGCUCGACCACUACUGGACGUUCGGCAUCAACGCGUGCGACGUCUGGCGGUCGCUGGACGUGUUGUUCAGCACAGCGUCCAUACUGAACCUGUGCGUGAUAUCACUGGACCGGUAUUGGGCCAUCACCGAUCCGUUCACGUACCCGACGAAAAUGAGCCGGAAGCGGGCGUACCGGCUGAUCGCCGCCGUGUGGGUGUGUAGUAGCGUCAUCAGCUUCCCGGCCAUCAUAUGGUGGCGACUGGUCCGCACCGAACCCGUUCCCAGCAACACGUGUCCGUUCACAAACAGCACCGGUUACCUGAUAUUCUCGUCCACCAUAUCGUUUUACGUGCCACUGCUGGUCAUGGUGUUCACGUAUUACAAGAUCUACACGGCAGCCGUCACGCAAACCCGGUGCCAGCGGCUGGGCACCAAAGUGCUGUCAUCCACCCCGUCGUCCGGUGGUGGUUCCGGAGGUGGUGGAGGUGGUGGCGGUGGAGGUGGCGGAGGUGGUGGUGGAGCUGGUAGCGGUCGGAUGGAACUCACGCUCCGAAUACACCGGGGAGGCGGGACUACCACAUCGGCGUCGGCAGCACACAGUGGUGGUGGAGGCUACACGCGAGCUCAUCAGCUGCAGAAAAACUUUUCCCUAAGUCGGAAGCUGAGCAAGCUGUCCCGCGAGAAGAAGGCAGCCAAGACGCUGGGCAUCGUCAUGGGCGUGUUCAUCGUCUGCUGGCUACCGUUCUUCGUCGUCAACCUGCUGUCCGGGUUCUGCGACGAGAGCUGCGUGUUCAAGGACCAACUUCUAUCGUCCGUAGUUGCCUGGCUCGGGUGGAUCAACAGUGGAAUGAACCCAGUGAUCUACGCCUGCUGGAGCAGAGAUUUCCGCAGGGCAUAUGGUCGGAUAUUGUGUGUAUGUUGUCCCAGAAAGGUACGAAGAAAAUAUCGAAGACCACUACGGUACAGGUCAAGUCAAUACAUGGGAGCGUCUAUGGUAUUAGCUCCAGCCACGGUCACAUACGCCACUGUCAACCAACAAGACAUGUUCAACAUCUAAGUAGACCUUGAAAACUUAAAAUAAUUCAUUGGAUGAGCGAGAAAACGCUCAAGGAAGAUUCACAUCGAGAUAUCAAUCAUAUAAGUAUAAUGUUGUGUUGUUUUACCUAUUUUAAAAUUAUUAUGUAUCUUCUAUAAGACCUAGAUCGUAUAAUUGGCUACGUUCUACGAGCUAAAUAUAUAUUGUUCAUAUGAUAAUUCUUAAUUAUAUCUUUUAAAUCAAACUUUCGGUGGAUAGCGAUAUGUCCCGUGAAAGGAUUGAGACAGGCCCUCGGAUGGGGUGAAGUAUAAUAAUAAGUCUUCGUUUAUAUUCAAUCGCCUCUAUAUUCCUCCUAUUUUUAUUUUUAUUUUACAUUAUUAUACACUAUUUGAAUAAAAUAAUAAAUGCUCACUUUGAUGUCAUCCGUCAUGUUAUUCAUUAUUAUUAUUGAAAUGUUGUAAUUAUUUUUUAAGUCAAUAAUUAGAAUAGACUGAUACUAUGUAUAAUGUAUAUUGUAUAAAUUACUCAACUACCCGGAAAAUAUAUUAUGUUUACCUUUUCAACCAUAUCAUGCACGUGUAAGAAAAAAAAAACAUGGUAAAUAAUAUUUUACCUAUGACCAUGCUACAUUCAUUUUCCCCUAGUUUUAUUCUUUUUUUGGCAAAACUGAGUUCCAAAAUGUAUUUUAAUAUUAUUGUAUUUAUGUAAAAAGUUUUUAAAAAAUAUAUUGUAAAUGCUAAUUUAAAAUUUAUGGUUACAGGGAUUUAUCCAAGUUUUUCUAUGCUGUACAAUUUUUUAAUAUCUGCAAAAAACAAAAUAUGAGUUAAAACCAUAUACAAUUAUAAAAACUAAAUUUAUUAGAUAUCCCGUCUCCAAUAAAAAUUAAGUAAAUUAUAAUAUAAAUUUAUAACUUGAAAAUAUUUGAAUAAUGCAAUUGUGAUAGAAAACUCUUCUCGCCUUACCAUUUAAGAACUUAUCACCAUCGUCUUCAUUCAAAUGUAUGAAUAGGUAUUUACUAUUAAGGUAAUACACAGUGUAAUUGAUAUUACAUAAUUAUACUUAAAUAACCGAUUUUUCAGAUAUUUAAAAUGUCAUAUUUUAGUUUUUAAUCGUUGUUAUAAUAUACAAAAUUACAAACUACAAAACUAUAUCCAUGUUUUCAUGAUUUAAAACAUUGUGUAGGUACAUAAGUCUUACGAAUUUCAUAAAAUAACACUAAAAAAUACUAAGGUCAUUUUAAUUUUGGUUUUAAAAUAAAUAUCUUUAAAAACAUAGAAGUAUUGGAUAAAUCUCUGGUAUUGAUAAUAAUAUUAUAAGCUUUUGUAUUAAAGACGAAACUAUACUCUAUAACAUUUAGGAAAUUACAUAUUACUUUUUCAAUGUUAUUUUUUAUGAUUUCGGAGAUACAUUAAUAGUUUUAACGCUAUAAUAUAUGUGUUUUAUUUUUUUAAUCAAAUCAUUCAGGCGAAUGUUUUAUUCCCACAUAAAAGUGUUUAAUGACUUAGCAAUAAUCGUGUAUGAAUGAAAUAGGUACGUAGCAAAAAUCUUAAAAUCCGUUGUAACUACCUACCUAUAUAAUAUUAGACAAUAACUAGCUAAUCAAAGAGAAGUACCUAUAUUAUUAAAAUCAUUAUGUAUUUUUUAUAGAACCCAGAUUUAUUUUACUUUAAAAAUUUAAUUUAAAAUUAAAUAAUUAUAAGUAUCGUCAUUAUUUUUAUUUUUUAUUUUAUUCAAAACGGAUUUUAGUAAUAACCCAUAACUUUAUGUAUUUAAAUAUAUUCAAAUAGAACUAGAUUAUAGGGUUUUCCACAAUAGCAACGUUUUUAGAACUAUAGAUACUUAUCGUACUAGUUUAUAACAAAUAUGAUUUAUAUAAAAACAAAUCAAUUUAAUUUAAAAAUAUCAAUUGUUGUGGUUGUUUUUUUUUUUUUUAACAAUAUUUUUAGAGAAGUAUUCAUUACUUCUCCUAAAAUCUAGUCAUAUUUUUACUAACAAAUUACCAUAUUGAUAUUUUUUAUUCUUUUUUGAUCAAUUUGAAGUAAUUGCAUGUGUACACCACACUAUAGUAUUAUAAACUACAUACUUACGUAUAAACGAACGUAAUAUCUGUAUUAUAUAUAAAU
Messenger RNA from Acyrthosiphon pisum (pea aphid), 4133 nucleotides. RefSeq names its product dopamine receptor 2 (gene Dop1R2). The transcript has 4 exons. Gene Ontology annotation, molecular function: G protein-coupled receptor activity. Lineage: Eukaryota; Metazoa; Arthropoda; Insecta; Hemiptera; Aphididae. Gene Ontology annotation, biological process: adenylate cyclase-activating adrenergic receptor signaling pathway; positive regulation of MAPK cascade. The record is from RefSeq and is a predicted model, not a curated record. Bases 706 to 2031 code for a protein of 441 amino acids. Gene Ontology annotation, cellular component: plasma membrane.